Messenger RNA from Tachysurus fulvidraco (yellow catfish), 3683 nucleotides. It is a transcript of the gene zbtb41, whose product is annotated as zinc finger and BTB domain containing 41. Bases 184 to 2790 code for a protein of 868 amino acids. Gene Ontology annotation, molecular function: protein binding; RNA polymerase II cis-regulatory region sequence-specific DNA binding; DNA-binding transcription activator activity, RNA polymerase II-specific. Lineage: Eukaryota; Metazoa; Chordata; Actinopteri; Siluriformes; Bagridae. Gene Ontology annotation, cellular component: nucleus. Gene Ontology annotation, biological process: regulation of transcription by RNA polymerase II. The transcript is spliced from 11 exons. The record is from RefSeq and is a predicted model, not a curated record.
UUAUUGAGACGUCAGGAGGAGGUGCAGCGCCGUGUGUUUGUUCUGGACAUAUUCUCUUCGCUCACUGUUUCCUGAUGGAAAUUCCAUUCAUACUUAGUUUUUUUAGAGAUAUAAAUACCACGUGAAGCUGUUUAAUAAAGUAUUUACAACUCCAUUGCGAAACGCUUCUGUUAAACCCUAAAGAUGAAGAAGAAAGUGAAGUACAACAUGGUGAAGAAAAAGGUGGAAGAAGAUGGAGACGUUUUGGUGCCUUUAGCGAACGAUCAUGAGGUCUCGACCGGUGACGAGUCCACACAGGAAAAACGGCAUCUUCGGAUUUCCCAAAGCGACAGCUGCUUCCUCGAGUUCUUAAACAAGGACCGACGUGCAGUGCCUUCGUUUUGUGACAUAGCCGUAAGUGUGCGUGGGGAAGUGUACCCUGCACACAAGGUGGUGCUAGCGUUCGGGAGCAGCUACUUCCAUGCUAAACUGAGUGAAAACCCUCGGCUGGACCGCAUGAGCUUUGACAACAUAGACGGUCCUACGUUUGAACACUUGCUCAACUUUCUGUACAUGUCCGAAAUGGAAGUGCGGCAGAACCAAAUCCCGUCCUUAUCUGAGGCAGCGUGCUUCUUUGACAUGAUGGAGGUGGUGAAUCUUCUAGCAGGUGAAGCAAUGCAGAAUCAAACGCUGGAAGGUGGCGAGAAGGAGGAGGAAGUGCCAAUGGACGAAUCUAAGAGUUUUUCAUCAGGAGCGCUUAAAAAAACUCAAUCUCUAAGAGAAACACAGUGUUUGCUAUGUAGCCGGACAUUUUGUUACAAAACGUCGCUGGAGAAUCACAUGGCCAAGAUGCACAGUCAAGCUGAGGACAUCGAAACGGCGGUUCCUUCCAGCAGCAAACGCAUUUCGACCCGUCAGAGGAGGAGACCAAGCAAAUUUGAGAGCCAAGUGAACAAGAACCCCAUUGGAAUGGAGAACCUUGGGCACAAUGUAGACGACGGAACUACCUCUGUCGAAGAGGAUGACAACGAUGAAGAUGGUAAUGGUGAAGAGAAUCAGCAUGACCAAAGAAAAGAAAAAGAACAGAAAGAAACAGAAGCCAAUCUGGAAGCGGAGACAGGUUUACGAAAUGAGGAGAAUGCAGAAGGCAGGAAGGAGGAGGAGGAGACAAGCUCUAGUCAUGCGACCAAGGACCAUGAUGCAUCAGUGGCUCAGAGCAGUGGCGGCCAUGUUUACCCAGAGGGCUUAGCGCCAGUGAUCAUCCAAAGUGGCAACAAAAAGACGCUCAAAUGCCCAAAGUGUGACAAGACGUUUGACCGUAUAGGAAAAUACGAGAGUCACACGCGAGUGCACACGAGAGAAAAGCCAUUUCAGUGUGACGUGUGUCUGCAGCGCUACUCCACCAAAUCCAACCUCACCGUGCACAAGAAGAAGCACACCGCUGAUGCUCCGGUGCAGAGAAAAGACCACAAGUGUCCAUUCUGCAACAAACUCCAUGCCAGCAGAAAGACGCUAAGCAAACACGUGAAAAGUCCAUUACCCCUCCCUCCCUCUCUCUCUCGCUCUCUCAGGUUCCAUCCUGACCACAUGCAGGAGUUUUUGAGUAUGAGGAAGAGGAAGAGCGAAGGCUGGAAGUGUGACAUCUGCCUCAAGUCGUUCACACGGCGCCCCCACCUGGAGGAGCACAUGAUCUUACACUCUCAGCACCGGCCGUUCAAAUGCGCCUACUGCGAAGACUACUUCAAGUCCCGCUUUGCUCGAUUGAAACACCAAGAAAAGUUCCACUUAGGACCUUUCCCAUGUGACAUCUGUGGACGGCAGUUUAACGACACCGGGAACAGAAAGCGGCACAUCGAGUGCACCCAUGGAGGGAAGAGGAAGUGGACGUGCUUCCUGUGCGGCAAGUCGGUCCGUGAGAGGACGACAUUACGGGAGCACAUGAGGAUCCACAGUGGGGAGAAACCUCACCUGUGCAGCAUCUGCGGACAGAGUUUCCGCCACGGCAGCUCCUACAGGCUCCACCUUCGCGUCCAUCAUGAUGAUAAACGUUACGAGUGUGAAGAAUGUGGAAAAGCUUUCAUUCGGCACGAUCAUCUUAAGAAACACAAGAAAAUACACACCGGCGAGAGGGCGCACCAGUGUGAAGAGUGCGGGAAGUGUUUCAGACGCGCCGAUCACCUGAACGUCCACUACAAAAGUAUUCACCUGGGAGAGAAAGUGUGGAGAAAGUAUAAAGCUGUAGUGCACCAGUGUGAAGUGUGUAAGAAAGAGUUCAGAGGAAAAACCAAUCUGAUGACGCACUUCAGAACGCAUUCAGGAGAGAAGCCUCACCGCUGUGUGAUCUGUAACCAGACCUUCCGCAUCAAGAAAACUCUGACCAAGCACAUGGUCAUCCAUUCUGAAGUGCGUCCUUUCAGCUGCCCUCACUGCAGUGCCGCCUUCAAACGCAAGGACAAGCUCAAAUACCACGUGGACCACGUCCACAGUGUACGCCCUGCCAUCCCAGCCUCGUCCCAAACACCUGAAACCUCGCCCCAGACUUCCAAACCCACGGAAGUGUCCAUCCCUGUCGCUCUGGUGCCGGUCCAGAUUCCUGAGGAAACCGGUGCCGAUCUGCAGCAAGAGCAGCAGCAGCCGGGUGGAUAUCAGCCAUCCACCGAUCUGGUGUUUCUGGAAAAAUACACGCUCACUCCUCAGCCGGCCAACAUCGUGCACCCGGUGAGAUCAGAUCAGAUCCUGGACCCGAGGGAGCCCUCGUACCUCAGUACGCUACUCGGUCUCGACUCGGCCUCCUCUGAGCAUGCUCAGUAGUGCUUUAAAAACCUCGUGGAAUACCAGUGGACUUUUAUUAACCUUUCCAAUUGCAGUAGUCUUUUUAGUAAAAGUACUGUCAAGUGCAAAAGUUUGCAUCCCCUUAGAGAGGGGAAAAAAAGCCAACGAAGACAAAAGUGUAAUUAAUAUGAUUCAUUUAAUAUAUUUUGCAAAUAAAUGUACCAUACUGAAAACUGUAUGAUAAGAUUAUAAUAAAAAUAAAUAAAUAAUAAUAAUUAGAGUUACAUCAGACAAAGUACACCACAGUGUCGUAAAAGUCUCAAAUCUGAUUGGUUUGUGGUGACGAUUAAUUUUCAGAUCUAACGCAUACAAUAAAGUUAUCGCUUCUUCACAGGAAAUUGUACAGCAGACGCUCCAUUUAAUCCGUAAUAACUUAAUUAAAUAAUAAUAAUUAACUUAAAUAAAUAAUUAGAACAAACACGUUUAAAGAGGAGAUUGAGGAGUUUACUAUCUCUUUUUAUUACCUUUUUUCUCUGUUGCAUUUUUAACAUGGUUAUGAAGAACAGUGUGCACACUGAGCAUGUUCGCUACGUAUCCGUCAAACAUGGACGUGUUUACGGCUAAUACGCAGAAGAUAAUUCCCAUAAACGGUAUCUGACCUGGUGUUUUCUCUAAUGAGAAGAUCGCACUUAUAUCAUGUAAUGCAAACUUUACAUAUCAUGUGUCCUUACUGAUGUAACCGAUAAUGAAAUGUCGUUAUUUUACUGUUGUAUCUUGUGUUCUUUCUAUAGUCCUUAACGGUAUUCUUGGGUUUAAUAUGUGGCACUUAUAUUGUUGGGAAUGUUGGAUAAAUUUCCAUGUCAAUUUGUGUUGCUGAAGGAACAAUAUGGAAUAUGUUCUGGUAUUAAAAUGCAACGGUAUUUGAAGUCAAA